This is a messenger RNA of Didymodactylos carnosus, 636 nucleotides long. The record is from the annotation of a GenBank genome assembly. NCBI's taxonomy places the organism in Eukaryota, Metazoa, Rotifera, Eurotatoria, Philodinida, Philodinidae.
AUGCCAGUGAGAUGUGUAACGAAAGUAGCUCCAGCUCAUGAAUUAAAUGAAUUUCGAAAAUAUUAUAAAUCUGCUAAGAAAUUUGUUGAUGCAUCAGAUAUGUUACCAACCAAAUAUCAAAAAAAUUACGUCAAUUUCGAACGUCAAUAUGUAAGGAAACAAUGUGGAAUAUAUGUUGAAAGUAAUGAGGAGGACGAUGACAACAACGAGAAUCAAGAUCCAGAGAACGAUGAAAGUGAAAAUGAGAAUCAAGCUAACAGGAAAGAUCGUUCAAAAAACGAAAUAACGGCUAAUUCAGCAAUAGAACGAACAAUAAAACCAUGGCUCUCAAAUAGUUUUACAAAACCACUUCGGGUAUUAUGGGGCACAAGUGGUUACCCACAUUUAAUGUGUAUUUACAAAAUCCUAACUGUGUUGCCGGUUACAAGCUGCAGUGCUGAAAGAGCACUGAGCAAAGUUGCUAUAGCUAAAAAUCGGUUACGGUCGACAAUGAUAGAUGAUUGGUUUGCAUCACUAGUAAUUAUUGCAUCUGAAAAAGAUAUUGUUAACAAAUUAAACAGAGAGGAGCUGAUUGACGAUUUUGCAAUGAGUUCGCGUGCAUUGAAGAAAGAACUACUGCAACAAUAUCAAGGUUAA